CUCGGGAGAGGAGACCACCACUUUCGCCUCCUCCCCUCCUUGUUCUUGUAUUAUUAUUAUAUUAUUAUUAUUUUAAGUUCACCUCUCAGGUCCACAAAGCGACAAGAUGGGCUCCGUGCUGCCCGCCGAAGCUUUGGCCCUCAAGUCUGGAUUUAAGUGUCCGGCCCGAGCGGCGCUGUCGGACGUGAUCACGUCGGACGUCCUGCACAGCUUCCUGUACGGCCGCUGGAGGAACGUCCUGCAGGGGGGCGAGCACCUGCAGGCCGCCGACGGCUGCACCAGGACCGCCUUCACCGCCGAAGUGCUGGCGCAGUCCUUUGCUGGAGAGGUGCAGAAGUUGUCCAGCCUGGUGCUCCCCACCGAGGUAAUCAUCGCGCAGAGCUCCAUCCCGGGAGAAGGUCUGGGAAUCUUCUCCAAGACCUGGAUCAAGGCCGGUACCGAGAUGGGCCCCUUCACGGGUAAAGUCCUGUCCCCGGAACACGUGGACCUGCUCAAGAACAACAAUUUGAUGUGGGAGGUGUUUAACGAGGAUGGCACUGUCAGGUACUUCAUCGAUGCCAGCCAGGAGGACCAACGGAGCUGGAUGACUUACAUCAAGUGCGCCCGUAACGAGCAGGAACAGAACCUGGAAGUGGUCCAGAUCGGCAGCAGCAUCUAUUACAAGGCCGUGGAGACUAUCCCACCAGACCAGGAGCUGCUGGUGUGGUAUGGAAACACUCACAACACAUUCCUGGGCAUCCCCGGAGUGCCGGGAACAGACGAAGAGCAGCAGCAGCAGCAGCAGCAGAAGAAGAACAGAAAUGAUGACUUGCAAUCCUGUGAGUUCUCAUGCUCGCCGCCCUCUUCCUCCUCCUCCUCCUCCUCCUCCUCCUCCGCUUCCUCCUCCUCCUCCUCCUCCGCUUGCACGGCCGGGCUCCUCACUUCAGGGCGCAUGCGCUGCGUCAUCUGCCACCGCGGCUUCAACUCGCGCAGCAACCUGCGCUCGCACAUGCGCAUCCACACGCUGGACAAGCCGUUCGUGUGCCGCUUCUGCAACCGCCGCUUCAGCCAGUCGUCCACCCUACGCAACCACGUCCGCCUCCACACCGGCGAGCGACCCUACAAGUGUCACGUGUGCCAGAGCGCCUACUCGCAGCUGGCGGGGCUGCGCGCGCACCAGAAGAGCGCACGCCACAAGCCCGCCUUGGCCGCGGUCCCCGAGGCUACUGCGCAGGCGUCGCCGCCUCUUCCUCCUCCUCCUCCUCCUGCCGCCGUCCAGCAAAUGGCGCCCGCGGUCCGCCACCACCACCAUCACAUUCCGAUGGUACACCACAUUCCCGCCUUGGUGCUCUGACAAGUAAGACAACACCAAAGAUGCACUUUAGCGAAGAGCUCGAGUGGAGAGGAGGCGCCACGCGUUUAUUUAUGUGUUAACAAAGGGGGGAAAAAAAUCCUGAGACAACUCACCUAGCACGUGACCAAAGACUUGGAGGAAAAAAAUUACGUGAUUGAAACAUCCAGAAACAGUCGUGAGAUCAACACAGGGGUCACCAACCUUUUUGAAACAGAGCUACUUCUUUGCUACCGAUUAAUGCAAAGCGCUAACAGUUAGAUACACACCUCUGAAAUAACACAUUUACUCAAUUUACUUUGAAUUAUGUUAUUAUUAAUAAUAUUCAUCUUGGUGAAUAAACUGAUCAUGUUAAUGAGUUCUCACUAUAAUAAUCAACAAUGAUUUAACAAGGUGGGAAGCAGAGAAAUAUCAAUAAGCAAAACUUUAUUCCCAUAAAUCUUGAACGUUUUUACAGUUUCAAAGGAGCAUUUUACAACUUUCCUAGGAAAUCACAAUGUGCCAUCACUUCAGUUAUUUUUAGAACAGGCCCACGGGCUACGCAUGUGCUCCUUGGGAGCCCACGGGCACCAUGUUGGUGACCCCUGCGCCACGUGAUUGAAACAUCACGCCAAUCUGCGUGAACUCACACGUCACGUGGUCGAGACUUCUCUCCCAUACGCUUCACUGAAUUUUAUUUAUAUAGCACUUUUCACAGAGCGGACUCGCAAAGUGCUUCACAUAGUUAAAAUACAGUCAUACAUAAAGUCCAUAGAAUACAGAGGCAAAAUGCAAAAAAAAUAAAAUAGCUAAGUGUAAAAUCGCCUGGCACGUGACCCAAAGACUUGAAAAAGACGACCCGCCUGUCACGUGAUCAAAGCAUCCCGCCAAUGCUCUCGGGCUCACACGUCACGUGACCCCAAUCCGAGCCGUUUCUAUGGAGUCGUACGGCACACACUUUUCAAAUAAAAUUGUCACUUUAAACUUGUACAGACCGAAAAAUUGUGUAAUAUUAAAAAAAAUAAGUAAAUGUAUGCUACUGUAUAUGUGAGUGUAAAUACAUUUGCGCUUCUUGUAUUCUAAAUAAAUCAUAUGAAUUUACUGGUAUGUGUACUUGUUCAUUUUGAAUGUCCAUUCAACAUAAUAAUAGAGAAUUGUACAGUACUGUAUUACUUUCGAUCUAUGGUCCUUGUAAAAUACUUUUUUCUUUUGCUGGGUUACGAAUGUAGAGUCACUCACUUCACAAUGUUCUAUAUUAUGUGUUGCAUGUAUAAAUAUGUUUUUAGGACAAAUAAUGUAUACAAUAGAGAAUCAACCGGAACAAUAAUUAAAUCGGUAUCCAAUCAUGUUUUUAGGAAUUCGCUGUGUAUUUUUUAAAUUGUGUAGCGUUUUUCUUCUUAUUUUGCAGCUUCAAUUAUUUUCCAAAUACACAAGCAGCAAAAAUGAACAUCUGAGGCUUUCAUGAAACACGCACAAAAUAAGGUGACUACAACCGUUUAUUUGGAAUCAAAUGAGAUGAUCAUGACCACUGGUGUGUCCAAAUUACGGGCCGGGGGCCGUUUCUGACCCGCCAUCUAUUUUUAGCGGCCCGCGGCAUAGAUUAAUAUGAACAUUUGACACGGCCUGCGUUGUUUGACCGCAUUGUACUCCAGUACUUUCUACAAUGGGUGGCAAGGCAGGAGAAGAGAAGAAUUUCGUUCUUAUCUCUCACUUCCUUCUUUUCUGCCAAUCACACAUCAUUCG
Molecule: messenger RNA, 3052 nt
Organism: Phyllopteryx taeniolatus (common seadragon)
Lineage: Eukaryota; Metazoa; Chordata; Actinopteri; Syngnathiformes; Syngnathidae
Product: PR domain zinc finger protein 12-like
Exons: 5
Coding region: 107-1333 (408 amino acids)
Biological process (GO): neurogenesis
Cellular component (GO): nucleus
Molecular function (GO): histone methyltransferase binding
Source: RefSeq, a predicted model, not a curated record